Tachysurus vachellii is the source of this 1117-nucleotide messenger RNA. It is a transcript of the gene hspb2, whose product is annotated as heat shock protein, alpha-crystallin-related, b2. Gene Ontology annotation, biological process: protein refolding; response to heat. Lineage: Eukaryota; Metazoa; Chordata; Actinopteri; Siluriformes; Bagridae. The transcript has 2 exons. The coding region runs from base 130 to 639 and encodes 169 amino acids. The record is from RefSeq and is a predicted model, not a curated record. Gene Ontology annotation, molecular function: structural constituent of eye lens; protein folding chaperone.
CUCACAGUCUGUUUGCUCUGCACCCUCUCCGACCCUUCUCCCUCUUGUCUCACUUGUCAGACUUUCCGAAUAGCCAGAAAGAUCUACUUUCUCUUUCUUUUACAAAGGAUAUCUGCACUUCGUUUCAGCAUGGCUGAACGCACAAUUCCUCACGCAUACCCUAUGAGCGUUAAUUAUGAGAUGUGCACACCUGCUCGGAUAUAUGACCAGAACUUUGCAGAAGCGUUAAGUCCUCAGGACCUGAUGGCUCCGGUGCUGUACCAUGGAUACUACAUACGUCCCCGUAUCAACAAACAGCUGGAGAGAGGCUUCUCACAGGUGGACAGCGAGGACGACUGGUACCGUGUUCUACUAGAUGUCUGUCAAUUCAUGCCGGCUGAGUUGAGUGUGCGAACUGUGGACAACCUAUUAGAGGUGACAGGGCGCCAUAGUCAGAGGGUAGACGAACAUGGCUUUGUUUCCAGAGAAUUCACACGCACCUACAUCCUUCCUCUCGGUGUUGACCCACUGCUGCUGCAAGUGUCUAUAUCUCAUGAUGGGAUUAUGUGCAUCCAGGCACCAAGGGAGGUACAGGAUUUAGAGCCAAAAAUCAACAAGCUCAAGAUUAGAGUGGACAAGAAGGGGGGUGAAAGCUGCUAAAGUGGACUCCCAACUUCAAAUCUUUUUUAUAUAAGGUUUUGAUAAACGCAAUGCAUCACAAUUGGAAAGUCAAUACAGAUUGAGUGGACAUGGUUUAUACUUGAGUUUUCAAAUGUAUUCUUUAAAAAAAUAAAUGCAAAAAUGUUCCAAAACAUUACAGAGCUCACGGGUUUGUACAUUUACAAUAUAUAGUAUAAAUCGAUUUAAUUAAAAUUCAUUUGCAAUAAGGUGAGUAAACCACUUUGCUCAGUCAUGCCAAAGAAUAGGGAUAGAACAUACAGGAUUUUUCAUGUACAGUGUUUGUUAUGUUGAGUCUGUACCUGAUUGUAUUGCAUUUUAAAUGAAAUAAUUGCUUUGGGUUUAAUACAAGGAUAUAUAUUUAUAUAGUCUUUUAUUUUAUACAAAGUCCUGAAUUUCACAGAACAAUAGCUAGAAAAUCAAAUCACAACUGUUAUUUUUCAUAAAUAAACCUGCCUGA